GAUAAAUAUAUAUGUAGCAUAUAGUGGUUAUAUUCUCUUUGCAUAAUAUUUAUUUAUCUGCGUUAUUGAUGAAAAAGAGAAUUAGAAUUGAAAAUUGAUUCAAAUUCAAUUAUAUUAAAGCUAUGGCCUUUAGUGAAGUUUGUAGAAUUUGUUUAUGCGGUAAUAUACGCAUGUAUGUACUAAAGGAGACUGGUCUCCAAAAUUUGUACAAAACAUUGACGAACAGUUUUAUGGCUGAGAAUGAGGGGCCCAUAAUUGUCUGUUACAUUUGUCAUGCAAGACUCAUUCGUUGCGGAAGAUUACAACAGCAGGCUAUUGAGUCAAAUGCAGUUGUGGAGCAGUUGCUUGCAGGAGGGUCCAUGUCAAAACCGCACGAGGCUAGAGAUAAGAUUCAAUACUCAACAAUUUAUCAUAUAGAUAUCAGGCCAGUUGAGUGUGAUAUAGAAAAUGAUUUUAAGGACGAAAAUUUUAGCCUUGAAUUUGUUAAAGUUGAGGUAGAGACUUUCGAAAAUGAGGAUUCCAAAUUUGAAGAAAUUAGGAAUCAUGAAACAGAGACUGCUGUAAAAGCAGAAGACUUGGAGAUUGAUGCUAUUGGAGACAGACAGACGGAUUCGGAGGACGACUUGCUACUAAAUGCAUUUGAUUCAAAGAGUAAAGAGCAAUCUAAGACUGCAAAAUUAAAACAGAAGAGCAGAGAUAAUAAAAAUGAUGACGAUGAUACAGGUAAAGAAAUUUAUUAAAAAAAAAAAACAGUAUCAAUAAAAAACACAUUAGAAAUUUCUCCUGGAUGAUGUAGUUGGAGAUGUACUGUAUAUACAAAACUUUGUUCUUUAAUUACACAUGAACAGCCAGAACCAAAAUGAUUAUUUAAAGACCAUAAAAUUAUCUAGUUUCAUGCAGAAACUGAAUUCGCCAGUGAGACCCAAGAUGUUAUAAAAUAAAACAGGACCACCACACUUUCACAGCAUACCAGCGUAAAAUAACAGCUGGAUGCUGCUGUGUCAUGUAUUGUGAGUGUAGAGAACCGGAGACCCUUUUUCUUUUGAAGCAAUUUGAGUUAGUGCUGUAGCUUAGGAAAUGAUGGAACUGGCAUACAAUAAGCGGUAAAAGUCCCUUAAAUAUUUAUAUAAUACAAAACACCUUAGUCUUCAUAGCUGACCACGCAUCUACAUUUUGAUUCUUAAUGGGAUGUAGAUAUCUUUGGUUAAAGCAUCCUCUUACCGUCAGGUGGACUGUGUGCCCGUUUGUUAUCCAUAGUCUAUAGAAUACUUUAUUUAUGAAGAAGUUGUCUGCUUAUAAUCUAUAAUGAUACAUUUACACCAUCAGUAUAACGAAAUCAAAUGUCGAACAUUAAAACUGACUUAACCAUGAUUCCCAGCAUAUUUUAUUUUCCACAGUAGCACUGCUGGUCAAACGCACUUUGGAUUCCAACCCAACCAGAGACAAUGUUAGUGUAAAAAAGAAUGCUGAAUUUGACGGCCAGGUGGCCUUGAAAUUGUAAUUCAACAAUUUUAUGGGUGCCAGCGAAAAUUGAACACGGGUACAGUACGAGAGCAGUACUGUGAUAUUUUACGGCAAACGCCUAGCCCCAGAGCUACCAGGGCUUUUUUUAAGUGUUUUAUGGAUCCAUCUUAAUCGUACCGUAAACAUCCACUGCUGAUCAUGGAAGCAGCUCCCCCGAUGUAGGGAGGAUUUGCUUUAAUCAUCACGCUUGGCAUAUGGUUGAGGAUCGCAUACCAGACGUGAGCACCUCUGACUAUGUUGCCUGUCGCCGGUUUGGUUAUUUUACGUCUGAAGUAAACGAGGUGGUUUUACCACCAUUUGUCGGAAGCCAUAAGAUUUUUCUGGCAAACCCAUAGUCGCCUAUUACGAAACCCACGGACAAAAUGUGAUGAUGAAUUAUCUUACGCCGCACUUCACGGCAUCUUCGACCAUAUUAUAUAUUUACUAUUUACGAAAAAAUACGUAUCAAAAUGUAUGUUUGCAUAACAGUAAUUAUUAGAUUAAUGUGAUUUUAACAUGGUGAGAAGAACGUCAUCGUUAUCAUUCGAAUUUAGUUUCUCUACCAUUCCUCAAAAAAUGAAUAUGAGAGACACUAUUCAGAGUAAUUGGCUAAAAUACUUUACAUCUAGCAUCAUUAUGUAAUAUUGUAAUUUAUCUAUUUCUGCCUGGGUUGACUGAUAGAGAAUGCCAUAAAGCAUAAACUUCGCCCAAUGUUAACCGUUUAAGCUGUCUUACAAUCAAUUAAAUGGUUAAUUCGUGUGUAUUUCAGAACAACACAUCAUAACGACAAAUAAUUUUUCAAAACCGUCUAAGAGAAAUAUUAAAUCAAAUUCUACUGAUUGUAACAUAAACGAUGUUCGCAAAGGAAACCUCGAUUUAGAAAGCCCUACUAUUAAAUCAAAGCCUAAACUGAAAGAAGAUAAUCAACCAAUC
Messenger RNA from Parnassius mnemosyne (clouded apollo), 2436 nucleotides. NCBI's taxonomy places the organism in Eukaryota, Metazoa, Arthropoda, Insecta, Lepidoptera, Papilionidae. The record is from the annotation of a GenBank genome assembly.